Messenger RNA from Tetrahymena thermophila SB210, 1092 nucleotides. RefSeq lists its product as hypothetical. The transcript has a single exon. The record is from RefSeq and is a predicted model, not a curated record. NCBI's taxonomy places the organism in Eukaryota, Ciliophora, Oligohymenophorea, Hymenostomatida, Tetrahymenidae.
UAAAAAUAGAUAAUUAAAAUAAUUCUGGUGAUAUUUAAUUAUUUCUUGUCAGGUUAUUAGGUUAUUGAUUAGAUUUUUUUAUCUCAAAAAAGUAAGAAUAAAAAUCAAACAAUAAAUCAUUUUUUUAAUAUAAUUAAUUUAAACUCAUAAAAAAAAUAUCAAAAUAAAAAGAAAACAUUAAUUAAAAUGGAAGUACUUAACACUAAUUUUGAGGAUUUUACUAAAAAUUAAGUUUUUGAAUGCCAAAUCCAUAAACAAAGAUGUACCAUUUUGUAUUUAGAAGUAGAUAAUAAUUAAGAUAGCUAAGCAAGCCCUUUUAAAUGCACAAAGUGCUUAACUAAAAAUUUCUUAGAUCCUUCAAAAUGCUUAUCUCUUUAUGAUAUUUUUACAGGUGAGGAUAAUACAAUUUUAGAUAAUUGGCCUCUUUUUGGAUAAAAAAAUUACAUUUUUACAAAAGCCUAUGAAAUUGAAAAAAUAAAUUUAGAAGAAACUUUUAAUUUCUUUAAAGGUUUUAAAUCUUCGGUUAUAGAAAAGCUGGAAAAAAUUGAAGAUAAGCUCAAAAGCCAGUAUUAAAUUAUUGAAAAUAACAAAAAACUGCUUAAAGAUUACUAUAACACUGUAAGCCUUAAGAAAAACAUAUAAAAUGCUCUUUAUUAAAUAGAUUAAAACCCAGAGUAAUCCAAAAAGUAAAUAAAAGAGUAUAUUUAACAAGUUUAAGGAAAAAGAUAAACUAUUGAAGGUGAAAUAAAUUAUAUCUAUAAAACCUUAUCUUUCUAUUAAGAUUAUCUAUCUACUUAUAGUUUGAAACAGUUUACAUCAUCAAUAGAUAGUACUUUAGAUUCUAUGGAGAAAGUAGUCAAUUAUGAGAUAUUUGAUGUCUUAGAGUCUUAAGAAAACAAUAUUGUUGUAUCAAAGCAAUAAAAAGAAAAUUUUAAUAAUCAAGUAUUUUAUUGUAGUUAAGAGUAACUAUAUUCAGUUAAAUAUUAUAAUUAGAAGAAUUAAUCUUAAGAAAAUUUUAAUAUUCACUUUUAUUCUAUACAUUAAACAAAAAAUAGUUAAUCUUAUGCUCGUAUCUAAGCUAUUAAAUUUUGA